AAAGGAAUCAGUAGAAAACCAAACAAACAGCAAACAGACUGUUAUUAGCAAUCAACUUCCUCGUCUUUCCCCCCACAUCUCUCUCUCUCUCUCUCUCUCUCUAGAUCGCUUCUGUUCAUCUUCAAUCCACCUCCAAAGAUUCAAACGUCUGUACAGAGCACCUCUGCUUACAUUUAUCAGCACUGCUUUUUCCAUCAAUGGCUGCAUCCGUACAGUGUAGGAGCAUUGGGAUGGUGAUGAAGGAGGUGGACGAUGAUGUGGAAUUUUCCCUCGACUUGUGGAGCCACGAGAACAAGACCAGCCAAAAUUUUCUUCAGGAUCCAAAUGAUUUCAGUGAUCAAUUCGGAUCUAUGCGGGAGAACUCUUUGACGCAAGGUAUAACAUCAACAUUGCUUGAACAGAAGAGCGGUGCUGAUGAUUUCCUGACCUCCAAAAGUGAUAAAACAGAUUAUGAGUGGCUUCUUACAGCAUCUGGAAACCCAAUGUUUCCCUCAUUGGAGACAGAAAUGGAAAAAAUUGCAACGGGUGAGUUUGGUAUUUCGGGAAGUCAUCAUGCUGUUCCAGAGUCUGAGCUGGCUAAUCCCCCUGCAGAACCAGCUCCGAGUAAAAAUGAAGCAUCCAGUCAACCAGGUUUAUCCACUGGUUCAAACGCUUCCAUGGCUGCAAAUAAACGACCAUCUUCAACGGGGGGACUAAAAUCAGCUGCUUCUAGAUCUGCAACACCUUCUAGAUCUGCAACACCAACUGGGCGAUCCACAUUACCCGCCAAAACAAAGCCCUCAAGAGCUUCCACACCUACUUCAAGAGCCACAUUACCCACAACAGCAAAGCCAAGAGCUUCCACCCCUACUUCGCGAGCAACACAGCCUUUCAUUAAGCCUGUGUUCAGAUCUUCAACUCCAACCAGACCUAUGGCCCGCUCAUCUACACCAACUGCCAGACCCUCGGUACCAGCACUAGCAGCUUCCAAGCCCACAUCUAGAUCUACAACACCCACAUUGAAAAAUAGAGUAACAAAGUCGGGUGCCACAAAUUUGAAGACAUCAUUGCCAGAAAGGCCGGUUUCAGCUUCUAAGGGUAGACCAGUGGCACCUACACCUAGUGCUCGAUCGUCUUCAAGAGGACGGGUUUCAAAUGGUAUUGCAUACAUCAAUGGAAUACGUGUGGUUGCCAUGAGUAGAGCUGAUUCGACUUGCAAUGAUGAUGUGAGCCCUGUGGUAAUGGGCACUAAGAUGGUUGAAAGAGUGGUGAACAUGAGGAAACUAGCUCCGCCAAACCAAGAUGGCUGUACCUCUAAGAAGAAUAAUUCCUCAGAGAAGUCUCUGUCGUCCCAAGAAAAAUCUGGCUUCGGAAGAACGCUUUCAAGAUCAUCCCUAGACAUGGCUUUGAGGCAUAUGGAUAUAAGGCGAAGCAUUCCAGGUAAUCUAAGCCCUGUAGUAACAAACAUUUCGGACUCUUCUGUGUCCAGUGUGGGAUCAGGGUCCUCAAAAAGCAGGACAACAUGGGACUCUCCUCUUGCAACAAGUAGUAAUGCCAGUUCCGAGUCAAGCUUCAACAACAGCUCUAAUUGCUUGGGUGAGAGAGAAGUAGAAGACACUAAUCUUGGCAAUGAGAUCGGUCAUGAUUCGGGUAUAUAAACUCGCAUUUUGAUCCCAGACUACGUCCACUUGUCUUACUGUUGUGUGUAAGAUCAAGUAGGAAGAAAGGGAGAUGUAAUCUUCUCCACGAAAGAAACGGCCCCGGAGAGGUAUCUUAUGUUUUAGUAAAACCUGAUGGAAAGUUGUCUUUUCACUACAUUUUUUUCCAGGAUCCUUACUCGAUGUGGAGGAACCUCUGGUUCGCCUAUUGUAUUGUUCUCGUAACGUCAUAUAUUUGCUGCCGGACUGUGAUAUUCUCUCUCGCUACUCACAAGUUUUCGCAAUA
Messenger RNA from Rhododendron vialii, 1923 nucleotides. RefSeq lists its product as uncharacterized. The coding region runs from base 198 to 1637 and encodes 479 amino acids. The transcript has 6 exons. Lineage: Eukaryota; Viridiplantae; Streptophyta; Magnoliopsida; Ericales; Ericaceae. Gene Ontology annotation, cellular component: cortical microtubule. Gene Ontology annotation, biological process: cortical microtubule organization. The record is from RefSeq and is a predicted model, not a curated record.